CCCCUCUGAAAUUGCUGAAGCUGUUAUGAGCAGAGUGGAGGGCCAUUUUUUCAGCCUUGCAAAGCUACCUGGUGUUUGAAAUGCUGAAGAGGAAACUACGUUUUUGCCACAACUCAUGCUUCAGGCUGGUUUUGGGUCUAACUCUUAUUUUAGUAAUCAUCUCGGUUUUGAAAGUUAACCAGAAACAAGACUUCUUAAACCGGAGACAUCUAGAGCUGACAGAAGAAGAUCCUAUUAGCAAUGUUAACUGCACCAAGAUUAUAGAGGGCGAUAUAGAAGAAAUUCAAAAAGCAAAGCUUGAGGCAUUGUUGGUGUCGUUUAAGAAGCGCCCCAGACUGACAACAAAUGAUUAUAUUAACAUGACAGCAGACUGUGCCUCCUUCACCAAGACUAGGAAAUACAUUAUGGAACCUCUUAGCCAUGAAGAAGCAGAAUUUCCAAUUGCUUACUCAAUAGUGGUUUAUCACAAAAUCGAGAUGCUUGACAGACUUCUAAGAUCAAUCUACGCCCCUCAGAAUUUUUACUGCAUUCACGUUGACAAAAAGUCUCCAGAAUCUUUUUUUGCUGCUGUAAAGGGAAUAGUCUCAUGCUUUGAUAAUGUCUUUAUUUCCAGCCAGUUAGAGAGUGUUGUGUAUGCUUCAUGGAGCAGGGUGCAGGCAGACAUUAACUGCAUGAAAGAUCUCUACAGAAGAAGUUCUAACUGGAAAUACCUAAUAAACCUCUGUGGCAUGGACUUUCCCAUAAAGACCAACCAGGAAAUCGUAGAGAAAUUAAAAGCCCUUAAAGGUGUAAACAGUCUGGAAAGUGAAAAAAUGCCUAUUUACAAAGAAGUGAGGUGGAAAAAACACCAUGAGAUUAUUGAUGGUAAAAUAAAGAAUACAGGCAUAGACAAACAACUGCCACCUCUCAGUACUCCGAUUUUUUCUGGUAGUGCCUAUUUUGUAGUUGGCAGAAGAUUUGUAGAAUACAUAUUAGAAAACAGCAAAAUACUUAAGUUCAUUGAGUGGGCAAAAGACACCUAUAGCCCUGAUGAGUACCUGUGGGCAACACUUCAGAGAAUCCCCGAAGUACCAGGUGCAGUUCCUUCUAGUAACAAGUACGAUGUUUCUGACAUGAAUGCACUGGCCAGGUUUGUCAAGUGGCAGUAUUUUGAAGGUGACAUGUCCAAAGGUGCACCCUACCCACCAUGCAGUGGAGUUCAUGUUCGCUCUGUCUGUGUUUUUGGGGUAGGAGACCUGAACUGGAUGCUACGAAACCACCACUUAUUUGCUAACAAGUUUGACACUGAUGUUGACCCUUUUGCAGUGAAGUGUUUGGAAGAGUAUUUGCGGCACAAAGCUUUGUACCUGCGAAAGAACUGACCUGCUGCAUGCUCCUGUUACAAAACAUAUACAAACAGCAUACAGAUAUGUACUUUAAACCACCGGUGGUGAUGAGGCUGACAAUGGAUACAGUGGUUCUCACCAUACUGGUAUGCUGGUGACAACGCUCUCCCUGCCUUGUCCACAGACAAGGGGGAGAGAAGACAUGUCUCAAGUGAAGAUGGGGAUACUUUGCAUUGCAUACUGAAGCCUGGAAUUUCAGAUGCAAAACAGAAGACAGCAAUUUUUGAAAGGCUGACUAUUUGGAGUAUUUAUUAACUAAAAGGUGCAAUUGACAAACUUACUUUGGCUAAGCUAUUUGUUUUAAGGCUUGGAAAAUGCAUGUUGUCCGUGGUUACUCCUCAUUUUUUCCUCCAUGUAGAUUAUGCUGACUGGAAAGAAAAGAUCAAGAGGGAUUGGGAGUGGGGAAGGAAUUAAAGCUGCUGAGUACUUUGUACCAAGUACUGAAAGAUCUCAGGAAAACAACAUUAGAAUUGAUCUGAAAACCAUAUGAAAGGGAAUAUGCCGACACCAGCUGUCAUAAUUUAACUUGAAUCUGAUUGCUGUAGUUCUGUAAUGUUCUUAAUCCUUCUGAAAAUUUAAUCAUCAGCAUGGAGUACCAGGGACUUGAGUUUAAUUUUUUGUAGCCUUAUCUUGCUUUUUUAUUCUUAAACUCCCCUGAUAAUGUGACAUAAAGUUUAUACACUAGUUGGUAAUUACAUGUUCUCAGGGAAACUUCAGUUUUGUGCCUGACUAGAAUUACAGUUGUAAUUUCACACUUCUUGCUGUAUCAGGGAUCUUGCUUUUUGAUCCAAAAUGGCUCAAGUUUCUCAGAAACCUUGAAAGAACUGCAAUAGUGUGUAAAUGUCACUGAUGAAAAUGCUGGUUUCUUCUUUCUGUAAAGUUCAGCUUGCAUUCCAUAUUCUUUUAAUGUUGAGCAUGCAAAAGGGAAGUUAGUUUUUUAAAUUGUAUUACCCCCUUCUGCAAUUAAAAUCCUUCUAAAAGCACCACCAAAAAAGCCUAA
Pogoniulus pusillus (Red-fronted tinkerbird) is the source of this 2385-nucleotide messenger RNA. RefSeq names its product glucosaminyl (N-acetyl) transferase 1 (gene GCNT1). Bases 81 to 1361 code for a protein of 426 amino acids. The transcript has a single exon. Gene Ontology annotation, molecular function: beta-1,3-galactosyl-O-glycosyl-glycoprotein beta-1,6-N-acetylglucosaminyltransferase activity. The record is from RefSeq and is a predicted model, not a curated record. NCBI's taxonomy places the organism in Eukaryota, Metazoa, Chordata, Aves, Piciformes, Lybiidae. Gene Ontology annotation, cellular component: membrane.